Molecule: messenger RNA, 1527 nt
Organism: Dioscorea cayenensis subsp. rotundata (Guinea yam)
Lineage: Eukaryota; Viridiplantae; Streptophyta; Magnoliopsida; Dioscoreales; Dioscoreaceae
Product: pectinesterase 31
Exons: 8
Coding region: 384-1337 (317 amino acids)
Biological process (GO): cell wall modification
Molecular function (GO): pectinesterase activity
Source: RefSeq, a predicted model, not a curated record
AGAGAUUUUUUGAAAAAAGUUUAAAAAAAAAGAAAAGAAAAAGGAAGGAACCUGCGGGCAAAGCUUUGGUUAAUCGAACCACCGAUUUUCCACGAUUCCCGAUGAGAGCUUGAGGUGAUAAAAACUAGAUUCCUUCUUCGCCUUCCUCAUCAUCUAGUUUCCAUUGAAACUUCGCUCGAUUUCGGUGUGAGAUUUUGGAGUUGUGCUCCAGAUUGAUGCUGGCAAAGUGAAAGAAUUGAAUAAUUUCCUGUAAUUCCUUCUGGCGAUCUUGGUCACAGUCUGUUGAAUUUUCAUCAGUGCACAAAUGUUAGUUUCAGCAUCUAAUUUGUAGCAGGAGAGCAUUCACAAUCCAUCCAAAUACUGUUGCAUUCGUAAAAUCAAGUAUGGCAACUGUUCGGAUUCUAAGGGUAUCAGCAGAUUGCAGUUGUGAAUACAGGACUGUUCAGGAGGCGAUUGAUGCAGUGCCUCUAGGCAACCGCAUCCGGACAAUAAUACGCGUGGCCCCAGGCAAGUACAAAGAAGCUGUCUAUGUACCAAAGACUAAGAACUUGAUCACACUUGCAGCCUCCUGCCCUGAGACCACCAUCAUCUCCUGGGACAAUAUUGCAUCACGCAUCCAACACCACCAGCUGCCUCGUGUGAUUGGCACGGGAACCUUUGGUUGUGGAUCUACCAUAGUCGAGGGUGAGGAUUUCAUUGCUGAGAAUAUCACUUUUGAGAAUUCCGCACCUCAGGGUGCUGGCCAAGCUGUGGCAAUCAGAGUGACAGCUGAUCGAAGUGCCUUCUAUAAUUGCAGGUUCCUGAGUUGGCAGGACACCUUGUAUUUGCAUCACGGGAAGCAAUAUUUGAGAGAUUGCUAUAUUGAAGGUAGUGUGGACUUCAUUUUUGGGAAUGCUACUGCUCUUCUAGAGCACUGCCAUAUUCACUGCAAGUCACCUGGAUUUAUAACUGCGCACAGUAGAAAAUCUUCUCAGGAGACAACUGGUUAUGUUUUCUUAAGAUGUGUGAUCACUGGGAAUGGAAACACUUCAUAUUCGUAUCUUGGGCGGCCAUGGGGUCCUUUUGGCCGGGUGGUGUUUGCAUUCUCUUGGAUGGAUGCAUGCAUCAAACCUGCUGGGUGGAAUAACUGGGACAAAUGCGAUAAUGAAAGAACUGCAUGUUUUUAUGAGUACAGAUGCUCGGGACCAGGUAGUCGACCUUCGGAUCGAGUUUCAUGGGCUCGGGAAUUGAUGGAUGAGGAAGCCGAACAAUUUCUGGCGCAUUCCUUUGUUGAUCCUGAUCCUCAAAGACAAUGGCUGCUCCAACGAAUGGCAGUGAGAAUACCAUUGUCUGCCUAAGAAAGUCCAGAGGCUGGGAGCAUUCCCUUGUUCAUCAACAACAUACAUAAUAUAUUUGAAUUAUCGCAUGUGCAUUCCAAACAUAUAUUGAAUGUUUAGAGAAUGGAAAUUGCCUGCCCAACAUUUGAUAUGCAUUAUCAUGCUCCGCAUCUGUUCCACUAACUAUUGCAGAUUAAUAAGAUGCUUGGGU